Molecule: messenger RNA, 2629 nt
Organism: Astyanax mexicanus (Mexican tetra)
Lineage: Eukaryota; Metazoa; Chordata; Actinopteri; Characiformes; Acestrorhamphidae
Product: zinc finger protein 585A-like
Exons: 2
Coding region: 255-1559 (434 amino acids)
Biological process (GO): central nervous system development; regulation of transcription by RNA polymerase II
Cellular component (GO): nucleus
Molecular function (GO): DNA-binding transcription factor activity, RNA polymerase II-specific; RNA polymerase II cis-regulatory region sequence-specific DNA binding
Source: RefSeq, a predicted model, not a curated record
GAACAGUGGAGAUAGUGGACGGUGUGCAGCUUAGUAAAGUUUUGUGGGAUUACCGAGGACAUUUGAUUCUUGUGUGCAUUCAGAUACCUAAAUGAAAAUAUUCUCCUGAAAUUCAUCACCAACAACCAGGAUAUUUAUCAAAAGAUCAAAGUUAAACUGCUGAAAGAGGUGAAGCACAAGCCAUCCAGAAGAAUCUCCAGAACACGCAGAAAUUGUUUGCUACAUUUAACAGACAAAUAAAGCAAAGUCCCGACAUGGAGAAACAUCAGCACUCUGUCAAGAGUUUUACUAAACAGAGUGAUCUAAAAAAACACCAGCGCAUUCACACAGGAGAGAAACCGUAUCACUGCUCAGACUGUGGAAAGAGUUUUAAUCAACAGAGUACUCUCAAAAAACACCAGCGCAUUCACACAGGAGAGAAACCGUAUCACUGCUCAGACUGUGGAAAGAGUUUUAAUCAACAGAGUACUCUCAAAAUACACCAGCGCAUUCACACUGGAGUAAAACCAUAUUACUGCUCAGACUGUGGGAAGAUUUUUACUACCCAGAGUGCUCUCAAAAUACACCAGCGCAUUCACACUGGAGUAAAACCAUAUUACUGCUCAGACUGUGGGAAGAUUUUUACUACCCAGAGUGCUCUCAAAAUACACCAGCGCAUUCACACAGGAGAGAAACCGUAUCGUUGCUCAGACUGUGGGAAGAGUUUUACUACCCAGAGUAGUCUCAAAAUACACCAGCGCAUUCACACUGGAGUAAAACCAUAUUACUGCUCAGACUGUGGGAAGAGUUUUACUACCCAGAGUAGUCUCAAAAUACACCAGCGCAUUCACACAGGAGAGAAACCGUAUCACUGCUCAGACUGUGGGAAGAGUUUUAAUCAACAGAGUACUCUCAAACUGCACCAGUGCAUUCACACAGGACAGAAACCGUAUCGUUGCUCAGACUGUGGGAAGAUUUUUACUACCCAGAGUGCUCUCAAAAUACACCAGCGCAUUCACACAGGAGAGAAACCGUAUCACUGCUCAGACUGUGGGAAGAGUUUUAAUCAACAGAAUACUCUCAAAAAACACCAGCGCAUUCACACAGGAGAGAAACCGUAUCACUGCUCAGACUGUGGAAAGAGUUUUACUGAACAGAUUAAACUCAAAAUACACCAGCGCAUUCACACAGGAGAGAAACCGUAUCACUGCUUAGACUGUGGGAAGAGUUUUACUAAACAGAUUAAACUCAAAAUACACCAGCGCAUUCACACAGGAGAGAAACCGUAUCACUGCUCGGACUGUGGGAAGAGCUUUAAUCGACUGGAGACUCUCAAACUGCAUCAGCGCAUUCACACAGGAGUAAAACCGUAUUCCUGCUCAGACUGUGGGAAGAGUUUUACUACACAGAGUCAUCUCAAAAAACACCAGCGCAUUCACACAGGAGAGAAACCGUAUCACUGCUCAGUCUGUGGGAAGAGUUUUAAUCAACAGAGUAAUCUCAAAAAACACCAGCGCAUUCACACAGGAGAGAAAACUGUCCCAAAUUUGUUCCACGGCAAUAAAAAGCGCAAAUCGUAAAUCUUUCAGACAGAACACCUUAUCCUACACAAAUGUUUCACUUUGUCACUUGGGAUACGUUCCACCAGAAACAAACAUGAACUGAAUUUAACAAUGGAUUUUACAGGUUCAGCAAAAUGAAUCUGAUCCAGCGAUGAUGUUUAUUGAAUUUAAUGUUAUGUUUUCUCGUAUGUUUGAAUAUUCCAGGACAUUCUUCGUGAGUUUUUAGGUCAGUUUUUAGGGUAGUUACGGUAGGAGUUCAGUUCUGAAGAAGGGAAGGUCGUUUAAGUUCGAGUGAGGGCACUGCCAGUGUUUGCACCAGAUGUUAGAUUAGCAUAAUUUAGUCUUUAAAAUUUAGAUGUUGUUAGGAGUACAGUAGGAUUCUUAGUCUGCAACUAAGCAUUUUGGAUCAAACCUUCAGUGCUUAUGCCUAAAAGGUUUUGAAUGCAUUUAAUCGCUUUUCUAGUAUAUACAGAUUUAAUUAUUUCCAUUAAUUUCCAAUAUUUUUUGGGUGAAGCUACUGUCGCGCUGAGCUUUUUAACUGUCCCUGCGGAGCUCUUUAACUGUUAAAAAGCUCUGCACGACAGUAGGUGAACUCCCAGUUACGCAACAGAGGGGUGUGCAUGCUAAAAUCUAGUGUAUUUAGUAUCUUCUCUGCUUGUUACAUAAUUAUAGCCUAUCUAACGUUCCACUCUUGACCUUGUGGCUGUUUAUGAGUGUUUUCUAGUUUUAACAAUGUCUACCUUUUAGAAAUGAAUACAGGAAUAGUCAACCAUGCUAGAAAUUAAUCAUUCAUUAUUGUGGCACUGUCACUAUAUUGCAAAAAUAUUUUAUACAGUAAGGAACCUAAGUUUAUUGUUUGAAAUAAAUGUUCUAUUUGUUUAAAUUGUCUUUUCAUCUUUUUAUCUUCUCACAUAAUUUAAACAAAAUUUAUAGGCCAUUUGAAUUGAUAAAUCAUUCUAGAAUCGAAAAUCGUUUCUGAAUCGAACCUUGACCCCAAAAAUCGGAAUCGAAUCAAAUCGAAACACUGAGAGAUUCAUACCCCUAAUAUUUACUCGUGUGUGUUUCAAUAAAAUUCUUUUAUAUUGCAA